Messenger RNA from Linum trigynum, 1116 nucleotides. NCBI's taxonomy places the organism in Eukaryota, Viridiplantae, Streptophyta, Magnoliopsida, Malpighiales, Linaceae. The record is from the annotation of a GenBank genome assembly.
AAACACAAUCUACAAUCAUCUCUCUCAAAAUAUUCAAACACAAAAUAACAGCAAUGGCCUCAUUAGCUGGAAACAAGCUGUUGUUCAUGGUGGUGUUGCUGAUGGGGAUCUAUGCUUAUGGAGCCUUCUCUGCAAGAUCCUCGAUGCCUCCCGUUAGUAGCAUCAACCAACGGUUCGAAGCAUGGAUUGCUCAGUAUGGACGAGUCUAUGCAGACGCAGGAGAGAAGGCCAGGCGCUUCAGCAUCUUUAAAAAGAACGUGGCCUUCAUUCAUCACAACAACAAGUUCGCGAACAAGACAUACAAGCUUGCUGUCAAUCAGUUUGCUGACCUGACCAACAAGGAAUUCAGGGCUGCUAAAACUGGAUUCAAGAAACCUGUGAAUCUCAUCCACCCUGGAUUAUCAUCAUUCAGAUAUGGAAAUGUGAGUUCAGUGCCAGACACCAUGGACUGGAGAACCCAAGGAGCUGUGAAUCCAAUCAAGGAUCAAGGCCAAUGUGGAAGCUGUUGGGCAUUCUCUGCUGUGGCAGCAGUGGAAGGAAUCACAAAGAUCUCAACGGGGAAGCUGGUCUCUCUCUCAGAACAAGAAUUGGUUGAUUGUGACAGGACAACUAAUGACCAAGGCUGCAAUGGUGGCUUCAUGGAUGAUGCUUUUCAAUUUGUCAAAACUAAGGGCCUCACCACUGAAACAAAGUACCCUUACUCAGCAGCAGACGGAACCUGCAGCACAGCCAAGACAACCUCUCCUGCGGCCAAGAUCAGUGGAUAUGAAGAUGUGCCUGCAAACAACGAGGAUGCAUUGCUAAAGGCCGCGGCCAACCAACCUAUCGCGGUGGCCAUUGAUGCUAGUGGCUCUGCGUUCCAGUUCUACUCGAGUGGAGUGUUCACUGGAGACUGUGGAACCGAUUUGGACCAUGGAGUGGCUGUGGUAGGGUAUGGCACGAGUGGGGAUGGUACAAAGUACUGGCUGGUAAGGAAUUCAUGGGGGACUAGCUGGGGAGACCAAGGUUACAUCAAAAUGCAUCGUGACAUUGGCGCCAAAGAAGGCCUAUGUGGCAUUGCUAUGUCAGCUUCUUAUCCUAUUGCAUAAAGCAUAGGAAAAAACUGGAAUCUACAUU